This is a messenger RNA of Pyricularia oryzae 70-15, 2750 nucleotides long. RefSeq lists its product as uncharacterized. Bases 729 to 2276 code for a protein of 515 amino acids. The record is from RefSeq and is a predicted model, not a curated record. Lineage: Eukaryota; Fungi; Ascomycota; Sordariomycetes; Magnaporthales; Pyriculariaceae. The transcript has a single exon.
GAGCCUCAAGCCACUCGACCCCCAUUGAUUUCAUUGGAAAAUGGAAAUUCACCACCAUAACCAGUGGCACAUCCACAAUCAGAUCAAGUCCAGACCCAUGUGCUUCAAUGAAUGGCCCGAUGUAGCAUCCCAGAUCUGCGGCAAGGAGAUCAACGCGUGCCUGUCUGUCCCAUGAACCCUGGCCUGAGCGCGGCUGAGAAAACUUCGACGUGAUUUGAUUUGAUUUGCUCCGACCGACACGACACGACACAGGACAGGCCAAUCAAUCAAAACCAAGCUGUUUGUUUGGUCACCCUCAGACAGGACAAACACGCAGGGUCCAUUAAAUCAAGCACAUAAGUACAACCUGUUGCCAAAAUUGGGUUUUAGAAACACAGAUUCAGACCCAACGCGCACCACAUACAUACAUACCGACCUGCAUUACUCACGUGCUGGAGAUUAAUCGACGCCAAGACAUUCAGGCGUCGAGCACGACAGACAGAAGAGGAUCCUCAAUCUCAUCCCAUCGCAACGAGCCCUUCAGCUGAUACAGCAGAGAGGCUUCCACGCUACGGGCGUUGCAGAAUAACUGCAUCCAUAGCAGAGCAAGCAUCACAGAUCGCAGAAAGCGGAGAGCAGCGCAUAAGCAUUGCGAAGCAUAGCGCGGGCUUUCAUCGCCUCUGACUGCUUGCUGGCCGGGCCUCUCGGACGGAAGAAAAAAAAAAGAAAGAAAAAAAAGAGGAGAACAAAUGUAUCGUCCGGUCUUGCCGUUGCGGCCAACCUCGGCUAGAAGCCCCCAGAUGUGUAACAUCUGCAGCUUACUUUCCUCAAGGCAUUCUUUUGCAUCGCUGGCUACGGCGGCCACGGUUACGGGAGCAGCCAGGGCUUCCUAUCGAGCGUCCGCACGCUCGUCCAAGUCACGGGACUUGAACCCCCACGCCCUGGGCAAUUUUCCACCGGGCAUUAACUUUGAUGGCAGAUUCACAACCAGCGUCCACGGAUCCCGCACUGCCAGCAGUCUGUCAGGGAUUGGUAGUCAUGGCCAAAGGCAAAAUUCCACCUCAAGAUGGGCAAGUAACGACGACCAAGAUGCUAAACGAGGCAAUAGCAGUACCAAAUCCCAAGGAGGGCUUACGUUGGACAAAGUUAUCGCACCUGUUCUGCACUUCAAAAGCCUCUUCCUGAGCCAAACCGGGAUUCCUACUGAGGAAUCAGUUAUGUCCGUCCUACGAGCGUGUGAAAGAGCCACCGGUCUGUUGAAAAACUCUAUCCGCCCACCUCAACAUGCCAAUUUCGUUGAGUCAAAGCCGGCCCCGUCAGCGUCCGAGGCGCUCCUGUCAUUUGAUGGUUCCUCCUCCUCUGACGUUGCGGCUGGCUCGAGAUCCAAGGGGGAUGCCGGUCUUGGCACUGCCACCGAGCCCACCUCAGCUCCCCCUGCCCGCCGUCUGCCGCAGACACCAGGUCCUUCCCCGUCGCCUGAUUCAGCCCGGGCAGAUUCAGCCGGUGAUUUUGCCCGCCAGCACAAGAGGGCUAUGGACACCAUAUGGGAUACAUCCUAUGCCAUAAUAGCGCACCCUAACGCUCCUAUCCCCCGACAAGUGCUUAGCCAAUACAUUCGGGUUCAAGCACGUCUUGGCAGACCCGAAACACUGCCGCAUGUACUCUCCCUGUACGCGUCAAAGCCUGUGCCUCAAAAGGCCGACAACGAAGGAUCUAUCAAAUAUGUCAAACAGAAUCCAGACAUGCCGGCUCGUGCUGUAGAUCCUGAUAUUGCGGAGGCCGCCCUCGAUGUCGCAAUCGAAGCCAAGAAUUUGGAUGCCGCUGUGGGGAUCAUUGAGAACACUUACUCUGCCAAGGCGUUUACUCGAUCGAAACUUCUCCAGAAAGCUGCGUUGCCAGUAACCUGUCUGGCUUCGCUUCCUGGCGUCAUCUACAUCUUGGCAUCCAAGAUGUCAACAUUACAGAACACCAUGGACGGCUCCAAAGCCACUACUAUAGCCUUUGCCGGCAUCAUCACCUACAUAGGUUUCACAGGCAUCAUUGGUAUGAUCGCAACCGCUACAGGCAACGACCAGAUGAAGCGGGUCACGUGGACCCCAGGCACCUCAAUGUAUCAACGCUGGGCACGCGAGGAGGAGCGUGCGGCCCUCGAUAAGGUUGCAUGCUCGUUCGGUUUCUCCCAGCCAUCGCGCUGGGGCGAGGAGGAAGGCGAAGAAUUCGCGGCUCUUCGAGAGUACGUCAUGAGAAAGGGAAUGAUGCUCGACAGGGUCGAGUUGAUUGAGGGGUUUGGAGCCUAAAAUUUUAGAUUUUUCUUCUCUUCAUUCUUUGUCUCUUUUUUUUUUUCUCCUUACAUAAUCAAGAAGCAAUAUGUGCUGGUCUUACGAAUACAGCUCGUGAGGCUUUCUCCACUCGACAUAAAAGUAAAUGCCCCAUCUUAGGCUCUCAACGGCAGUGAUUUACUCUGAUUUACUCAGAAACUGAACCUUAGGAUCCUCUGCAGAGAAAGUCUUAAUUAGUGAGGCCCACUAUCUCAUAUUGCUGAGCGGUUUUUUUUUCUUCAUUUCUGCCUCAUUUAAAUUUUCCACUCGUUUCCAUUUUCAGAUGUAUCAAUCUGCCCCCAAGUCUGUUUGUACAAAGUUCCGCAAGAUAGAGUGAAUGAGGCUGUGAAGGGACUCGCGGCUAUCCCGGGACCUCACACCCAUCGGAUGUCAUGCCCACCCCCGAGCUUAAUCUUGGCGGAUUGCACGUCACUGGGGUGUCCUGACAUAAAC